CAUACGGUCGAGAUACUUUCGCCCAAUUGCAACUGGUCCGCCAAUCUGCCGGGAAUCGAUGAAGACGAUGAUGCGCUUUCACAAACUUUCUCGCCCCCUCUCUCUACUCCCUCCCUCUCUCCCUCCCUCUCUCCCUCCUUUCUCCUCCAUUUCUCUCCCUUCUUCUCUUUCUCUCACAACCCGCCGCAGAUUGCACUCUGCAACACUCCCAUCUCCCUCCCUCAUGGCCUCGUCUAGGCUCCGCAACCUUGUUCCUCUCAACGCGAUCGUCUCCGAGGACAGUGGUGGUGGCGGCGGUGGCGGAGGCACCAAUGGUUCUGUUUCUUCCUCUUCGGCUUCAGUCUCUAAUGAAGAUGAUGUUCUGGGGGUUGGGUAUCGUCUUCCUCCCACUGAAAUCAGGGACAUUGUUGAUGCUCCACCGCUUCCCAUAUUGUCAUUCUCGCCACUUAGGGAUAAAAUAUUGUUCCUCAAGCGAAGGUCUUUACCUCCAAUAUCAGAGCUUGCAAAACCAGAAGAAAAGCUGGCUGGUAUUCGUAUUGAUGGACAGUGCAAUUGCAGAAGUCGAAUGUCAUUUUACACAGGCAUAGGGAUUCAUCAGUUGAUGCCUGAUGAUUCCUUGGGUCCAGAGAAGCUGGUGCAUGGCUUGCCAGAUGGUGCUAAGAUUAAUUUCAUUUCCUGGUCACCUGAUGGCCGUCAUUUAUCUUUCAGUGUGCGAGUUGAUGAGGAAAAUGGCAGUAGCGGUAAGCUCAGAGUUUGGGUUGCUGAUGUUGAAACUGGGAAAGCUAGACCAUUGUUUCAGAAUACAGACAUAUGUGUAAAUGCAGUUUUUGAGAAUUUUGUUUGGGUAAAUGAUUCUACUUUGUUAGUUUCUACCAUUCCUUCCUCUCGUGGAGAUCCACCAAAGAAACCCUUGGUUCCUCAUGGUCCAAAAGUUCAAUCUAAUGAGCAGAUGAGCAUUAUUCAAGCCAGAACCUUUCAGGACUUGCUAAAGGACAAAUAUGAUGAAGAUUUGUUUGACUACUAUGCCACUACCCAACUUGUUUUGGGUUCAUUGGAUGGCACAGUUAAGGAGUUUGGCACACCAGCUGUAUAUACGUCACUAGACCCUUCCCCUGAUCACAAAUAUAUUUUGAUCAGUACUAUUCACAGGCCCUAUUCUUUUAUUGUUCCAUGUGGAAGAUUUCCUAAAAAGGUAGCUGUGUGGACAACUGAUGGAAAAUUUAUUAGAGAGCUCUGUGAUUUGCCUCUUGCUGAGGACAUCCCCAUUGCAUUCAACAGCGCAAGAAAGGGGAUGCGUUCCAUCAAUUGGAGAGCAGAUAAGCCAUCAACACUUUACUGGGCGGAAACUCAAGAUGGUGGAGAUGCGAGAAUAGAGGUUUCUCCUCGUGAUAUUGUUUAUACGCAAUCUGCUGAGCCUCUAGAAGGUGAACGGCCAGAGAUAUUACACAAACUCGAUCUUCGUUACGGAGGAAUAUCUUGGUGCGAUGACUCGCUGGCUCUUGUUUAUGAAUCUUGGUACAAGACGCGCAAAAUACGAACUUGGGUAAUCUCUCCUGGAUCUAAAGAGGACAAUCCUCGCAUUCUAUUUGAUAGGUCAUCAGAAGAUGUGUAUUCAGACCCUGGGUCACCGAUGCUGCGGAGAACACCUCUUGGGACUUAUGUAAUUGCGAAGUUUAAGAAGGACAAUGAUGAAAGCACAUAUGUUCUACUGAAUGGUAGUGGUGCUACCCCGGAAGGGAACAUCCCUUUUAUUGAUUUAUUUGACAUAAACACAGGCAGGAAAGAAAGAAUAUGGAAGAGCGACAAAGAGAAGCAUUAUGAGAGUGUUGUGGCGUUAAUGUCUGAUGAGAAAGAAGGAGAUUUAAAUAUUGAUCAACUGAAAUUUUUGACUUCCAAGGAAUCCAAAACUGAAAACACCCAGUACUACAUACUGAGGUGGCCUGAUAAGAAAGCAAGUCAAAUUACAAAUUUUCCUCAUCCAUAUCCCCAGCUGGCAUCACUGCAGAAAGAGAUGAUCAGAUACAAGAGAAAAGAUGGAGUUCAAUUGACAGCCACACUAUAUCUGCCACCAAAAUAUGAUCCAGCAAAAGAUGGUCCUCUUCCAUGCUUGAUCUGGUCUUACCCUGGUGAGUUCAAGAGCAAAGAUGCUGCUGGACAAGUCCGUGGUUCCCCUAAUGAGUUUGCUAGUAUAGGUUCAACAUCUGCUCUUCUUUGGUUGGCUCGCAGGUUUGCUAUUUUGGCUGGACCAACAAUACCUAUCAUUGGUGAAGGUAACGAGGAGGCAAAUGAUAGAUAUGUAGAGCAAUUGGUUGGUAGUGCAGAGGCUGCUGUUGAGGAGGUCAUUAGACGGGGGGUUGCUCAUCCUAAUAAGAUUGCCGUUGGUGGACAUUCAUACGGUGCGUUUAUGACUGCAAACCUUCUGGCUCAUGCUCCCCAUCUUUUUUGCUGUGGAAUUGCUCGCUCCGGUGCCUAUAACAGAACACUUACCCCUUUUGGCUUUCAGAAUGAGGAUAGAACUCUUUGGGAGGCAACCAACACAUAUGUAGAGAUGAGUCCAUUUAUAUCAGCAAAUAAAAUCAAGAAGCCAAUUUUACUCAUUCAUGGUGAAGAAGACAACAACCCGGGAACUUUACCUAUGCAGUCCGAUCGAUUUUUCAAUGCCUUGAAAGGCCAUGGAGCAUUAUGUCGCCUUGUGGUUCUUCCCUUUGAGAGCCACGGCUAUUCUUCCCGAGAGAGUAUCAUGCAUGUCCUCUGGGAAACUGAUAGAUGGCUGGAGAAAUACUGUAUGUCUAACCCUUCUGAUUUAAGUCAAGAUGUGGGUAAAAGCAAAGAGGAAGGUAGUGGAGCAGCAGAUUCUGAAGGGAAAGUUGUUACCGGUUCUGGGGGUGGUGGUGCCGAGCGCUCAAGUUCUGAUAAUGAUGGAUUUUACUCUAUUCGAAGAUCAUUGUUGUGAUUUUUUGCUGAGCUGUUGCGGCCAAGAAUAAAGUGGAGAACAAAUUUGUAAAAUAAGCAGCAUGGAGGCGGACCCUCGAAGUACAACAACGUGCAUUGGAAGAUGCAGAUCCAUGGUUCUGAAGUGUUAUCAUUCAAGAUUAAAGGAAAGAGUGGCGUUUGGUAAGAAAUUUACAUCAUUUUUCCAUAUUGCAAAGACGCUUAGUUGGGAAAUCAUGUUCUGAUUGCUAUUUGAUUUAUGGAGGCUUCAGUUUAUAUGCAGACAAUUUGGGCAAUGGCAACCUGAAUCUUCUGAAGCAGCUAUCUGCUUCUUUGUUUCCGUACUUAUAAAAGAUAAAAUUAGUUGCUAUUUUCCAA
Cucurbita maxima (winter squash) is the source of this 3309-nucleotide messenger RNA. RefSeq names its product probable glutamyl endopeptidase, chloroplastic. Gene Ontology annotation, biological process: proteolysis. The record is from RefSeq and is a predicted model, not a curated record. Gene Ontology annotation, molecular function: serine-type endopeptidase activity. NCBI's taxonomy places the organism in Eukaryota, Viridiplantae, Streptophyta, Magnoliopsida, Cucurbitales, Cucurbitaceae. The coding region runs from base 59 to 2953 and encodes 964 amino acids. The transcript is spliced from 11 exons.